AUUUAUGUGCAACAUAAAGGAAUUUAUACUAUCUGUUUUUUGUUCAUUAUAGUUUUGUCCCGGAAUUUCUAUUUUCCGGAUUUGACGUCUUAUCCUUGCCGUACUUUAGUUCGGCCGUCGACAGGAUCACGUGACUUCUUUGUUUAUGUUCACUGGCGGAGAAAAUUUUUUUCAACUUUAUCUUGCUCUACUUUGGUGCUAGAAAUCACACCUAGCCAUACGGUUGUUGCACAAAAAGAAAUUCACAGUUGCCUGGACUAUAAGGCCAAGCAAACAAAGCCAGAUGAACGUUCAAUGAUACGUCAGAUAUUAUGGGCAGAACAGACACCCAGGUGGCCAGCAGUAGCCAAGCACAUACAAAUACGACUGUGUCCAAUAGGGGCAAACGGACAAGAAAGUCAUCAGCACCAAGCCAGUCAGCAUCUCUCCAGCCUGAGAUUGCAGCUGCUAACAAUCCAGGAACACAGCAGUUGGUGGCAUCAAUAACAAAACAAGUACUGGACCAAUUGGAAUCCAGAAAAUUGAGACAAAGACAACACAGUCCUGACCUAUCUGAGGAUGAGGACAAUCAUCACAGUGGGAGAACCAGAGGGAGGCAAAGAAAGCGUUCAAAAAGCAAGUCAAGGAGGAAGAAACGAAGACACAGGUCUCCCCGAGGUCAGUCGAUUCAGGAAGCUGGCAAAAAGCAUGGACCCCAGCCCAACCAAGAUUCCAGCCCAGCUACUACAUCUUUGAACAACACUGCAGUUAAACUGUUUGAUGCAGCGUUUUCUUCAAAUACACAUGUUUCCUAUCGCACAGCGAUUAAUUCAUACAAUAAAUUUCACCUCCAUUUGACGGGAAUGUCUUCAUCUUUUCCUGCUCCAGUAGCGAAAGUGGUUCAGUAUAUAUCCUGGUUAUACCAGAAUGGCAAGUCAGCAAACACCAUUCAUACAUAUCUUGCAGGGUUGGCCUCUCAGCAUAAGAUGAAAGGCUUUGAGGAUCCAACUCAGUGUUUUCUAAUUAAGAAGAUAUUGAAAGGGGUGCAAAAUUUAUCUGCGGGCCCAGACAUGCGCCUUCCGAUUACACCAUCAAUUUUGGAGCAGUUGAUUUCAGCCUUACAGCACACGUCUCCCAACUAUUACGACAGAAAGCUUUUACAGGCUAUGUUUACUCUCAGUUUCUUUGGAUUUUUGCGAGUAGGGGAAAUAACAAUCUCAGGUAAAGAUUCUACUCGAAAUAUAAUUCAAUAUUCAAAUGUAGUCAUGGAUACUAUGCAUAACAAACCUGCAGACAUGGUGUUGUCACUUCGGUUUUUCAAACACCAUUCUUCACAUAGGCCAGUCCAUCUUAAGAUAUUUUGUCAAAACUGUAAAAGCAUUUGUCCAGUUGCAGCCAUGAAAUCUUAUCUUAAAGUUAGAGGGUGUACUCAAGGGCCUCUUUUCACUCUUGAUGGCUUUACACCCAUAACCCAAACCUAUUACUCCUCAAAGUUAAGAGAUGCAGUUUCCUUUAUUGGACUAGACUCAUCAAUGUACAAACCACAUUCCUUUCGUAUAGGUGCAGCUAGCACAGCUUUCCAAUGUCAAAUACCUGAGGAAAAUAUUCGACUUAUGGGACGCUGGAAUUCUGAUGCGGUAAAACGCUAUUUUAGAAUACCAGUUUUUGAUGGCAUGCAAAUCCAUAACAAGUAAAGUUGGGCUGGAAAGUUUGUUUAAUGGUUAAUAUAAUGUGAGACUGUCUGAGGCGGCUCAUAAUAACAUUACUAAUUUGUUUAGGACAUUCCCCCUACAUUUAAUUUCCAAAUACAUAAAUUUAUAUAUAUGACUGUCAACUGAGGCAUCAUCCCAUAUCAUGCUUUGGUAUAGGUCUGGCCAUGACCUAAGCUUCAUUCCUUUUAUUACCUACUACUGUACAUAGUGCCAAAUGUGUAUUGAUAUUGGAUAAUGAUUAGUUUGGGAAGUUGACUGAUUGUCUGAGGCGGCAUGAUACUUGACCCAUUCAUUUAUGAUAAUACUAUGUGGACAUUUGUAUACGAGACACUGACCUCGGCUUGUUAUGACUUUGUUUUAUUUUUAUAAUAUUUUGAAUAUUUUUCCUAUCCAAUUAGCUUUUUCAGUAUAAAUGUAAAAUGUGUAAAAGUUGAUUGACUGUCUGAGGCGGCAUGAUACCCAACACAUUUAUUUUAUGAUAAUACUAUGUAGACAUUUGUAUACGAGGCACUGACCUCGGCUUGUUAUGACUUUGUUUUAUUUUUAUAAUAUUUUGAAUAUUUUUCCUAUCCAAUUAGCUUUUUCAGUAUAAAUGUAAAAUGUGUAAAAGUUGAUUGACUGUCUGAGGCGGCAUGAUACCCAACACAUUUAUUUAUGAUAAUACUAUGUGGACAUUUGUAUAUGAGGCACUGACCUCAGCUUGUUAUGACUUUAUGCUUUAUUGUUGUAAUACGUUGAAUAUUUUUCUUGUUGAUUAGCCUCUUAAAUGUAAAAUGUGUAAAAGUUGAUUGACUGUCUGAGGCGGCAUGAUACUUAACACAUUCAUUUAUGAUAAAACGAUGUUGACAUUUGUAUACGAGGCACUGACCUCAGCUUGUUAUAACUUAUGUGUUAUUGUUAUAGUAUUUUGAAUAUUUUCCCUUUUAAGUCAGCUUUUCAAUUUUUGAUGUUUUGGGAAGUUGAUUGACUGUCUGAGGUGGCUUGAUACUUUUUCCAAUUUUGCAUGGAGUUGUAGUUAGUUUUUUUAUCAGUGUAUGAAGAUAAUUGACACAUGUUAUGGUAUGCCAUGAUUUAAGGAUAAAGAUUUACAUAUUUUGUUGACUGUCUUUCAUGAUGCCUCUACGUGGUUUAAUGUUGGAAAAUAUAUUGAUUCAACACUAAGUUAGUAAGUCAUAUCAGCAUAACCUAUUGCGAUUUAGGGGUUGUUUAAAAUUUACACAUCCCUACAUUUAAUGAAUCUUGAAAAAAUGGAUAUAUUAUGCAGAGGCUAUGAAUUUAGAUUAAUAUUUGUGUUCUAAUAUUGCUAGCACAAGAUUGCCUUCCUAGUCAGCAUAUACAAGGCAGCAAUUUAGUGGUUUAUGUUUCCAAUAUAUAUUAUGUAUUCUCAUUGUAGCACACAGGUUUCCUCUGGGUUGGGGGCACUUGAGCAGAUACUGCAGUUUUCUUGCUCAAGUUUGUGGCGUUUUUUAAGUAUUAUUUUUACCCAACCUUUUAUGCAAAGAGUUUUUUGAUAUUGUUGUUGAUUUAUCUAAUGGCAUUUAAUAAAUGCUCAAUUUUCGACAAUAUUGGUUUUUGCGUUUUUUGUUAGCAUAAAACAUAGAAGAGUUCACAUGUGUGCUACACUGGGGAAAUUACAGCUGAAACACGAUAGUAUAAUUGUAUUUAUGUGCAACAUAAAGGAAUUUAUACUAUCUGUUUUUUGUUCAUUAUAGUUUUGUCCCGGAAUUUCUAUUUUCCGGAUUUGACGUCUUAUCCUUGCCGUACUUUAGUUCGGCCGUCGACAGGAUCACGUGACUUCUUUGUUUAUGUUCACUGGCGGAGAAAAUUUUUUUCAACUUUCCCUCCUCCACCCCAUCUUACCUCCUAUGAAUUAUGUUCUAAAGCAUGCUUGCGUUUUUUAAGUAUGGCGUUUUUUAAGUAUUAUUUUUACCCAACCUUUUAUGCAAAGAGUUUUUUGAUAUUGUUGUUGAUUUAUCUAAUGGCAUUUAAUAAAUGCUCAAUUUUCGACAAUAUUGGUUUUUGCGUUUUUUGUUAGCAUAAAACAUAGCAGAGUUC
Messenger RNA from Pecten maximus, 3746 nucleotides. RefSeq lists its product as uncharacterized. Gene Ontology annotation, biological process: DNA recombination; DNA integration. The transcript is spliced from 3 exons. The record is from RefSeq and is a predicted model, not a curated record. Lineage: Eukaryota; Metazoa; Mollusca; Bivalvia; Pectinida; Pectinidae. Bases 312 to 1673 code for a protein of 453 amino acids. Gene Ontology annotation, molecular function: DNA binding.